AUUGCAUUUUCAUAUAUAUUUUUAUAGAUUACUCAGCACAGAACCGUUCUCUCUCUCUCUCUCUCUCUCUCUCUCUUCCCUCAAAAAUUCUUUGUUACUCAUCACAGGGUGCUUGGCUUGCAUCAAAUGAUUUGAAAAGAGAGGGUCAAAUCAAAAGAAGUCCUCCUGUUUUGAUCUAUUCACAGGUGGGUUUGAUGCAUCUAUGUUUGCCUUUGAUGUAUCCUUCCUUCUAUGUAUGUUAGCCAUAUAUAACUGUAUUGCUUCGGUGGGUGAGACUAACUGUGCGUUUCAGAGAUGUUCAUGAAGCACGUGCGCACUCCAAUUUCCCUCACACCAGAUUCAUCAUCAUUACUUCUUCCACUUCACUGUUUAUUUCCUUCUGAGAAGACUAUAGCAUCAAUUAUCGAGAGUGAUUUGAUGGGUUGAUCCCAGAAAUUAUACCCCAGAUUCAUCACAAGGCUGAAGUGAAGUAACAAUCUUAUUUUACCCGAAACCGAUGGCGACGUACUUUCAUGGUAAUUCGGAUAUCCAAUCAGCUGGUGCCGAUGGACUCCAAACUCUUGUCCUCAUGAAUCCUGGCUACAUCCACUAUUCUGACGCGCCGCCGCACCAACCACCUUCUCACGCUUCUCACGCCACCGGCAACCUUGUCUUCCUCAAUUCUACCGCAGCCUCCGCCGCCACAACUACUAAUGUUGCCAGCAACAACUGCUUCACCCCCCACGCGCCACCCACUCACACCCAACAAUUCGUGGGCAUCCCUCUCCCCGCCGCGUCACAAGAGCUUAACCACCAGUCCAUGCAUGCGCAUCACGACGUCUCUGCCUUGCAUGGCUUCAUGCCCCGCAUGCAGUACAAUCUCUGGAACACCAUUGACCCCAACUCGGCGGCGCGUGAAGCACCACGCGCCCAGCAGGGUCUGUCUCUGAGCCUCUCCUCCCAGCAAGCAGGGUUCGGGUCUUUCCGGGUUGAUCGUGAGGGUCAGGCGCCUGCUAUGUCUGGUGGGUCACCGUCCUCGGCUUCUGGGGUUACAAACAAUGGUGGUUCGGGGGUUCAGAGCGUUCUUCUGAGCUCAAAGUAUUUGAAGGCAGCGCAUGAGCUUCUAGACGAGGUGGUGAAUGUUAACAUUGAACUGGCAAAGAAGAGUGGUGGAGUCACUAAAGUGAUUGGAGAAUCAUCCGCAGCAGCUAGUGGAGACGGUUCAAUAGGUGGAGAAGGGAGUGGGAAGCGUAGCUCUGAGCUUUCAACUGCUGAAAGACAAGAAAUUCAGAUGAAGAAAGCAAAGCUAAUCAACAUGCUUGAUGAGGUGGAGCAAAGGUAUAGACAGUACCAUCACCAGAUGGAGAUUGUGGUUUCCUCGUUCGAGCAAGCUGCAGGGAUUGGCUCGGCGAGAACUUACACUGCCCUUGCACUGCAAACAAUAUCUAAGCAGUUUCGGUGUUUGAAAGAUGCCAUAACAGGUCAAAUUCGAGCUGCGAAUAAGAGCUUAGGAGAAGAUGAUUGCUUUGGAGGUAAAAUUGAAAGUUCAAGGCUCAAAUAUGUUGACCAUCAACUAAGGCAACAGCGAACUCUCCAACAAUUGGGAAUGAUCCAGCACAAUGCUUGGAGACCCCAGAGAGGAUUGCCAGAAAGAUCUGUUUCUGUUCUUCGUGCUUGGCUCUUUGAACACUUCCUCCACCCUUAUCCCAAGGAUUCAGACAAGCACAUGCUUGCUCAUCAAACAGGGCUUACUAGGAGCCAGGUUUCAAAUUGGUUCAUAAAUGCUCGAGUUCGGCUUUGGAAGCCAAUGGUGGAAGAAAUGUACUUGGAGGAGAUGAAGGAGCAUGAAGAGAAUGGGUCUGAGGAUAAAUCAAACAAGAGCAAUGAAGAUCCUUCUAUGAAAAUGGCAGCCCCACAAGAGAAAGGUCCUGCCUCUGAAACCGAAGCAAAAAGUUUCAAUUCCAAACAAGACGUUUCCAAAAGCCACAACACUCCAAUAGUUUCAGUUUCAAGACCAUCAACAUCACCACUUGGGUCAAAUGUUAGAAACCACUCAGGAUUCAGCUUCAUUGGAUCAUCAGAACUAGAAGGGAUCACACAAGGAAGUCCCAAGAAACCAAGGAACCAUGAAAUUAUGCAUUCACCAAUUAGUGCCCCUUCAAUUAACAUUGAUGUCAAGCCCAAUGCGACAAACAAUGAGCAGCUCUCAAUGAAAUUUGGGGAUGAGGGGCAGAGCAGAGAUGGCUACUCUUUUAUGGGAAACCAAACGAACUUUAUUGGUGGUUUUGGACAGUACCCAAUUGGUGAUAUUGGUAGGUUUGACGCAGAGCAAUUCACACCAAGGUUUUCAGGUAACGGGGUUUCCCUUACUCUUGGUCUUGACUCAUUACCAGGAACACAUCAAACAUUUCUCCCAAACCAAAACAUUCAACUUGGAAGAAGCCUGGACAUAAGUGAACCAAACGAGUUUGGUGCCAUAAACACUGCCUCUCCUCACUCUACAGCUGCUUAUGAGAGUAUCAGCAUGCAAAACCCAAAGAGGUUUGCUGCACAAUUGUUGCCAGACUUUGUGGCCUAAAUAAAGAAAGAUAUUGAAGGGUGAGUAAUGUGGUAGCACACUAGCACUCGCUUUUUCCCGGUCGUUCAUAAUUUCUUCUAUUCCCUCUGCUUAUGAUGGGGAGUACUGAAAAUUUGUAGUUUAAAGAAAGAAGGAAUUUUACUUUAGUAUAGGUUUAUACUCUGCAUAGAACCAUUUGAGUUCUAAGAUAGCUUAGGAUUUGAGAGUAUAUGGUUGAGGUUGUAUAUUAUUUUUGUAAGUUCUGAAGGUGGGAUAGAUGGAUUGAUGUCAUAAAUUUUAAUUUGGUAAAGAUACCAAUAUAUCUU
Molecule: messenger RNA, 2862 nt
Organism: Gastrolobium bilobum
Lineage: Eukaryota; Viridiplantae; Streptophyta; Magnoliopsida; Fabales; Fabaceae
Product: BEL1-like homeodomain protein 1
Exons: 8
Coding region: 497-2557 (686 amino acids)
Biological process (GO): regulation of transcription by RNA polymerase II
Molecular function (GO): RNA polymerase II cis-regulatory region sequence-specific DNA binding; DNA-binding transcription factor activity, RNA polymerase II-specific
Source: RefSeq, a predicted model, not a curated record